AAAAAAAAAAGCAGGGGCUCACACACACAUACAGUCAUACACAUACCACUCUCAGUUUCACACGAUUUUACAGAAAAACAAAGGGCCCUUCCAAAUACAAAGCUGCCGAAAGAGAGAAUAUUUCACUGUUCAUUUAAUACACAAACCCUUUAUUACUAAUCACUUUCAUAAAUGCCCAGAAUUCUCUCAAUUCUCACAUCAAUGUUUCCAUCAUUAAUUAAUUAAUUCUCUUACUACUAGGAAACAGAGCAUAAUUCCGUUAUAAUUAUACACUUAUCAUAUAUACUCACUCUACUAGUAGUAAUAAAUACUUAUGUUUCACUCAAUUUGAUUGUUACUAGUAUUAUGUUAUUGCAAAAAAUGCUCAGUUUCAAUAAAGUAGACAACAAAGAAGAAUGUUUGUUCCUCUUCCUCGUCACAUGAGCUUCAUUUCUCCGUCCUCUGCUUCAGUUAAGCUCCUUCUUCAGGUCUUUUCUCUCACUCUCUCUCCUCAUUUUUCUGUUCUGAGAAAAACCCACUUCAUUUUUGCAGAUAACUUUUCUGGGUUUCCAUUUUUACACUUAAAGACCUUAUCUUUACCUUAAAUUUUCAGUUUUUCUUCAUCACAUUUGAGUUUAUGUGGAAGUAAUAGAAAUGGGUUGUUGAUUUUUUCCUUUUUUUUGUUAAUUUUGAGUGGUGGGGGUUAUUUUUGGACCCACUUGAGUGAGCUUUCAAGUUUAAUCCUUUAAUGGAAGUAAAGAAGAGUUGUGGAAUUUGUUUACAUAUUUUUAUGCCAUUUUUGUUGUCCAUGUUGUUGAUAUUUGGAAACCCUAGUGUAGUUUCAGCUGUUGUUGUUCACCCACAAGAUAGAGCUUCACUUAGUGAGUUUAAAUCAAAGGUAAUUGACGCAGACCCUAGUUUGUUUGCUUCAUGGGUUGGGUCCAAUUGCACCAAUUGGACCGGUGUUUUGUGUGAGAAUCGGACCGGUCGGGUUGUAGCUGUGAACCUUAGCUAUAUGAACUUGUCUGGCACUAUUAGUUCUAGCUUAUGCAACCUUUUAUCUCUUCAAACACUUGUUUUGUCUCAUAAUAACUUUAGUUCUGUGAUUCCACCUUGUUUGGGGGAUCUUUUGGGUUUAAGGGUGCUUGAUAUUAGUCAUAAUGGUCUUGGAGGGUUGGUUCCUGAUACUUUGAGGAGGUUGAAGCAUUUGAGGGAGUUAAUUUUGAAUGGAAAUAGGUAUCUAGGAGGUAUAUUGCCUAUGUGGGUUGGUAAUUUUUCGAGAAAUCUUCGAAAACUUGAUUUGGGUUCGAACUCAUUUGGAGGGGAGAUACCAGAGAGUUUGUUCUGGUUGGAGUCUCUUCGGUACUUGGACCUUUCAGAGAAUAAUUUGUCGGGGAAGCUUGGUGCGUUUCAUCAAUCUCUGGAGGUCCUCAAUCUAGCUUCUAAUCGUAUUUCGGGUACUUUGCCUUGUUUUAAUGCUUGUGUACAAUCACUUAGCAUCCUUAACUUGGCAAACAAUUCUCUUGUUGGAAGGAUUCCCUCUUGUAUGUCCUCAUUUCAAGCUCUGAGGCAGCUUAAUCUCUCCAACAAUGGGUUGAAAUAUGGGAUUUCACCAAUGUUGGUGUUCUCAGAUAUGCUUCUGUCUUUAGACUUGAGUUACAAUCAGUUAUCAGGUCCUCUUCCUAGCAAAAUUGCAGAAACAACAGACAAGUCAGGGCUUCUUGUUCUUGACCUAUCACACAACCAAUUUUCUGGUGACAUUCCUCUGAAAAUCACGGAGUUGAAAAGCUUACAGGCAUUGUUUCUAUCGCAUAAUUCACUUACUGGGGCGAUUCCUGGGAGCAUUGGGAAUCUGACGUAUCUCCAAGUCAUUGAUCUUUCAUACAACUCUCUAUCAGGUUCGAUUCCUUUGAAUAUUGUUGGGUGUUUCCAGCUCCUUGCAUUGACACUCAGCAACAACGAUCUCUCGGGUGAAAUACAACCAGAGCUUGAUGCACUGAACAGUUUAAAGAUACUAGAUAUUAGUAACAACAAGAUCUCUGGUCAAAUUCCUCAAACCUUAGCUGGAUGUAGAUCACUGGAAGUUGUGGAUUUCAGCUCCAAUAGUCUCUCGGGAUCUCUAAAUGAUGCAAUGAACAAAUGGUUAAAUCUCAAGUUUUUGUCGCUUGCUCAAAACAAGUUUGAAGGUUCUCUACCUAGUUGGCUCUUCACAUUCCCGUCCAUCAGAACAAUUGAUCUUUCAGGGAACAGAUUGUCCGGCUUUAUACCUGAUGGUACCUUCAACGUCAGUAAGAAUUUCAACAAUGCAGCUAUCAGUGGUAUGAAUAUUGAGCAGAACUCCUUAUCAUCUGAAAGUAAGGAGAUUCAAAUUUCUGUUAUGGUAAUGGAUAGAAAUGAGCUAAGUUUUGCUUAUGAUUUACUUUCACCUGUGGGAAUUGACCUAUCAACUAACCAGCUAAAUGGGAAGAUACCCGAGAGUCUAUUCACUUUAAAUGGAUUGGAUUACUUGAAUUUGUCGUAUAAUCUUCUGGAGGGUCAGAUUCCUGUGGAUUUAGAGAGGAUGUGGAAUUUGAGGGUUCUUGAUCUGUCACACAAUUAUCUUUCUGGUCCUAUUUUGGCUAAUAUUUCAAGCCUUCAAGACUUAGUUAUGCUAAAUUUUUCGUACAAUUCUCUGUCGGGAUUUGUCUCGAGGAAGCAGGGUUACUGGAGAUUUCCUGAUGCAUUUACCGGAAAUCCAGCCUUAUGCAUUGAGGUCUCUGCCGGAAAGUGCCAACCACCAACCAUUCCUGCACUUCCUGGAGAUAAUUUCAAGGAUGAUUUGGAGGGAGGGCCAGUGUCAGUGUGGAUUUUCUGUGUAACUGCUGCUGUAACUUUUUAUGUGACCCUGAUUGCUCUCUUCUGUUGGCCACGAUCAAGAAACUAUAUUCUUAGGUCGAAAAUUUAGGUGCAUUGUAUAGAGAACAGAAACUUUUGUACAUUUGUUAUGAUUUAUAUUAGUUAUGAUUCAUAUUUGUCCUCUAAAGGAGAAGGAAAGUCAUGUUUUUAGUGAUACUGUUAGAGGCUUUGAGCUAAUGCUAACUUGAAUCAACAACUUUUCAAGUUAGUUGUAAUGUGGAUGAUAUAGCUUGUGUUCUAUUCAACAAAUUUUGACUCA
Beta vulgaris subsp. vulgaris (sugar beet) is the source of this 3133-nucleotide messenger RNA. RefSeq names its product receptor-like protein CLAVATA2. The transcript has a single exon. NCBI's taxonomy places the organism in Eukaryota, Viridiplantae, Streptophyta, Magnoliopsida, Caryophyllales, Amaranthaceae. Gene Ontology annotation, molecular function: protein binding. The record is from RefSeq and is a predicted model, not a curated record. Bases 728 to 2923 code for a protein of 731 amino acids.